GACUUAACCGCCGACGAUCUUCCUAUGCUCGAAAACAUUCGCGAUCGAAGUCUGGCAACCAUUCGCGAGAAGUACGGUGUGCGGCCGGAUCAGAUAAGAGCCUACUUCCACUAUCAACCAUCAUUUUUCCACUUGCACGUGCAUUUUGUCAGUCUUAAAUAUGAUGCGCCAGCUAGCACAACUUUGAGCGCUGUGUUGCUAGAUGAUGUCAUCAACAAUCUCCAGCUCGUCUCAGAUUAUUACAAAAAGGCUACGCUCACAUUCACGAGGAAAGCUUCAGAUAAGUUGUUAGAGAUGUUUAGAGAGGCUGGUCGUUGUGAAAAGUGA
This is a messenger RNA of Cylicostephanus goldi, 327 nucleotides long. NCBI's taxonomy places the organism in Eukaryota, Metazoa, Nematoda, Chromadorea, Rhabditida, Strongylidae. The record is from the annotation of a GenBank genome assembly.